CAGAGAAAUGGCGACGGAGAUGAGCUGCGUGUGGAUGAGACGAAUCCUGCUAAGACCGAACCCUCCCAUGCCCUCUCAAUUCUUAAACCACUCACCACCGCUUCUCAUUCCUCUCGUCUCCUCCCACCGCCUCUCCUUUUCUACUGCCACCGCCGCUUGCUCUCUCCCCGAUACUCUCGCCACCGUCGACGACGACGCCUCCUCCACUCCUCCGUUUACUUCUCCGAACAAAAGCUCCAAGGUGCUUCUCAAAGGGAUGCGAUACCAUGAGCUUGAGAAAUGGGUUCAAUCACAAGGCUACCGGCCCGGGCAAGCUAUGAUGCUGUGGAAGCGUCUCUACGGGAAUGAUGUAUGGGCGCAUCAUAGUGAUCAGUUGGAAGGUUUGAACAAGGAUUUUAGGAAGAUGUUGAGUGAGAAUGCCGAGUUUAAGGCGUUGUGUUUGAAGGAAAUUGUUACCGCGGCGGAUGGAACUAGGAAGAUUUUAUUCACGUUGGAAGAUGGGAUGGUGAUUGAGACCGUUGUUAUACCUUCCGAUAGUAGGAGGAAUACUGUUUGUGUUUCGAGUCAAGUGGGCUGUGGCAUGAACUGCCAGUUUUGCUACACUGGCAGGAUGGGUCUAAGGAGACAUCUGACUGCUGCUGAGAUUGUAGAACAGGCUGUAUUUGCGCGAUCCCUGCUCACAAGUGAAGUUGGAAAUAUUUCCAAUGUUGUAUUCAUGGGAAUGGGAGAACCACUUCACAACAUUGACAAUGUUAUUAAAGCUGCAGACAUUAUGGUGGAUGAUCAAGGCCUUCAUUUUAGUCCUCGCAAGAUAACUGUUUCAACAAGUGGGCUUGUCCCCCAGCUGAGGCGUUACCUCAGAGAGUCUAAUUGUGCUUUAGCUGUUAGUUUGAAUGCAACUACAGAUGAGGUCAGAAACUGGAUUAUGCCAAUUAACCGAAAGUAUAAUAUAAACCUGCUUCUUCAGACUCUUAAAGAGGAACUUCGCUUCAAGAAUAACUACAAAGUUCUUUUUGAAUAUGUAAUGCUUGCAGGAGUGAAUGACAGCAUUGAGGAUGCAAGAAGGCUUGCUGAUCUCGUUCAGGGCAUUCCAUGCAAGAUCAACCUCAUCUCAUUUAAUCCUCAUAGUGGAUCCCAUUUCAGACCAACCUGUGACGAGAAAAUGAUCGAGUUCAGAAAUUAUUUGGCUGGAGCAGGCCGCGUUGUUUUCAUGCGGCCGAGUAGAGGCGAUGAUCAGAUGGCGGCUUGUGGUCAGCUUGGCAAACCUGGCGAAAUCCAGCUUGCCUUGAAGUUUAUUGACACUGAACAGUUUCAGAGGCUUCGUGACCUGAAGCAACUUGGUCUGACCAACAUGGUUUACCCUGGAGCUGUACAUUCUAGAUUUGAGCAUUCACUUGGGGUGUACUGGCUUGCUGGUGAAGCAAUCAGUAAAAUCAAAACUUACCAAGGCCAGGAGCUUGGAAUUGAAAGCUUUGAUGUCAAGACAGUAAAACUUGCUGGACUACUGCAUGAUAUUGGCCAUGGGCCUUUCAGCCACAUGUUUGAGAGCGGGUUUCUUCCUCUGGUUCAUUCUGGUGCCAAAUGGUCCCAUGAGGAUAUGUCUGUGAGGAUGAUAGACUACAUUGUCGACGAGCACAACAUUGAAAUUGAUUCCGAUGACCUGAAGAGAGUGAAGGAACUGAUCGGCUCUAGCUCUAAACAUGUGGAACACAAUGCUGCUAAAGAAAAGCUGUUCUUGUAUGAUAUUGUUGCGAACGGCCGCACUGGAAUCGAUGUUGACAAGUUUGAUUACAUUGAACGUGACUCUCGUGCCUGUGGCCUAGGCUGUAAUUUUCACUUUGAGAGGCUGAUGGAAACUAUGCGAGUUAUGGGAAAUGAGAUAUGUUACCGUGCUAGUGAAUAUCUGACAAUUAACAAGCUGUUUAUGACUCGGGCUGAUCUGCAUCGGACUGUCUACACACAUGCAAAAGUGAAGGCUAUGGAACUCAUGGUUGUUGAUGCCCUGUGCAAAGCAAAUGCUGAACUUGGGAUUGCGGACUCCAUCCAAAGACCAUCUGAAUUUUGGAAGUUAGAUGAUUCCAUUCUGAAAAUAAUUGAAACGUCUGAUAAGCCUGAACUGAAGGAGGCAAAAGAUUUGAUCUCACGCAUUCGGAGAAGGGAUCUGUACCAGUUCUGCAAUGAGUACAUUGUUCCAAAGGACCAGCUAGAAAACUUCAAGGACGUAACACCCAAAGAUAUAGUUUGUUCUCAGAAAUCUGGUGGUGUUACGGUAAAGGAGGAAGAUGUGGCUGUGGUCACUGUGAAAAUUGAUUUGACUAAUGGCAGGAAAAACCCUCUUGAUAGGUACCUGAAUGGUUUCUAUCAGGACUAUGAGAGUAAUGAAAAAUUCGGUAUCAAAGCUGAUCAAUUGAGUAACUUGCUUCCUACAUGUUAUCAAGACAAGAUAGUCAGGGUCUACUCCAAGAAGCCGGGCCUGGUUGCGGCAGUUGCAGAAGCUUUCGAGGAGUUUCAGGUGAAGACAUAUGGGAAGAAGACACAAGUACAUGCAACUCCGGAGAAGAAGAAACGAAGAGUCUCAUGA
Messenger RNA from Fragaria vesca subsp. vesca, 2581 nucleotides. RefSeq lists its product as uncharacterized. Gene Ontology annotation, cellular component: nucleus. Gene Ontology annotation, molecular function: dGTPase activity. Gene Ontology annotation, biological process: dGTP catabolic process. The record is from RefSeq and is a predicted model, not a curated record. The transcript is spliced from 25 exons. Lineage: Eukaryota; Viridiplantae; Streptophyta; Magnoliopsida; Rosales; Rosaceae. Bases 8 to 2581 code for a protein of 857 amino acids.